AUGGGCAGCGGCGCUUCGAAGAAGGCCUGGGGACGAAGGUUUCACAUCACAUCAAACGUGCCUGACCCUACCGGGGAGACGUAUCAGCAGAUCUUUCCUGUUUGGACCAUUUCGGUCACGAAGAACCAGAGACAGCUGGCCACAGCAACCAGUGACAACAGGAUCAAUCUCUGGUGCCUUGUUACACAUCAGCUGCUUGCUCCUCUCAUCGGACACGCAGACACGAUUUGGCGCUUGGCCUACUCCCCUGAUGACUUGCUACUGGCAUCCGCGAGUGCUGAUGGCACAGUGCGGCUGUGGGAGAAUUUGCCGAUGCGCGGCCGGGUCCUUCUUGGAGAGAGCGUCUUGCAGGCAUGUCUGGAGCAGUCGUGCCUCACGGCAAACGCUCAGGGAGCAUUGUUCGGAGACGUGAAUGUCAAUGGUUCAACCUCACUUGACAAUGAUGUUGCUGUUUGGAAUCUGCAGAUGGCUACCAGGAGUGGCCCACCGGGACGUGAGCAGACCGAGGAAGAGUUUGUGGCCGCCCAACAGCAAGCGGAGGCAAUGUCCGAGCAGGUGUCGCGGUGCACCAAAGUUGUGGGCUGGUACACUUCAAGUCCCUCGGAAGUUACCGAAGCCGACAUGAGGCUCCAACUCCAAUAUCAAGAGAACUUUGCCGACUACUGCGUCGCCCUCGUCUUUGGCCGGGCUUCGACUGCAACAGGGACAAGGCAGACAGUAACGGCCUUCCGAACUUCCGUGUCUCGAGGAACACUGGUCCUCGUUACCUUAAAGGUCGAAGUCGUUCCGCUGUGUACCCUUGUCGCUCAGGAUUGCUUCUUGCAGCUUUGUUGCCGGCCUACCGUGCAGGCAUUGCGCCAGGUGCUUCUGGACAUGCAGCAAGCAAGGCAUCAGAAGACUGCCGAGCAUAUCUUGAAGGACAAAAUUCAAGUGACCACCGAGUUGCAGCUGCUCUGUGGGCAGUACGAAGGACUCUGUCUGAUGCUGGAGUCGAAGGUCCCUGUGCUGGCGGACUUGCUUUGUGAUGUGCAGCACAACAGCCAGGUGCUGGAAGAGCUUUUUGCAAAGAAAGCGCAAAGAAAUUCUCAG
Messenger RNA from Symbiodinium necroappetens, 1089 nucleotides. Lineage: Eukaryota; Dinophyceae; Suessiales; Symbiodiniaceae. The record is from the annotation of a GenBank genome assembly.